AGUCAGUUCGCGGCGGUGCUCCCGCAAGUGUUGUGGAUGUUGAUUUUCAGUUUGCGUGUUUGUUAUUAUUCACAGAAGAAAGGAUUUGUGACUUAAAAUUUAUUUCUUUUCUUCUACAUUCAACAUUACUUUAUGUGGUAAAAAUUUCUCAAGAAGAUGAACAAAUGAUGUUUUUUCAUCUAACAGAGUAUCAACAAUAUCGCCAUUCUGAUCGAAGAAAAGAGUUCUAUUUUUCAAUGGUAUAGCAGAUGAAAUACAGCCCCCAUUAUCUUCGAUCCGGCAUCUUCUCCUCUCCCUAUCUGCUUAAUAUUUCCGAAACGAAAAUAUUGCUAAAUAAAAAAGAAAACAACAGUGUUUCUUAACCUCUACAAAUAAUGAUUCACAUAACGCAAUCAGUAAAGUUUUUCUUGGAAUUUAUCCAGGAAAUAAAGACUUUUCUCCCUUGAUGUUAUUGUGUCCCUUCAAACAUAAAAUCCAUCUUUAAUAAAUAACCAAUUUUUCACUUUUAUUGCUACUGGAACUAAGAAUGCAAAUUGCAAAACAAAGAAAAAACAAUGAAAAUUUAUUAUUGAUAAAGUUUUAAAAAUGAUAAAGUUUUGUUAAAUUUUUCGAAUCACACGCCUCUUUUGGCACAUUAAACAAAAUAACGAUAAAAAUGACCGUGAAUAAAGUGGUGACGUUAAUAAUCUCGUAAACAAUCAUGAAAGUAAUUAUAGAAAACAUGACUGCCCUCGAUGCCAUUUUGAAAAAUAGAAAAUUACAAGAAUAUCGAAAGUGAUACAGGAAAGAAAAAAAAAGAUGUUGACAGUUUUUCAUCGGGUGAAUGCUCUGAUUUAAGGAACGGGAUUUUUUUUUAAAUAACAAAACAAGUGCUGGUUUUUCCUUUUUCGCGAGUGAAAUUUUUUUUUGAGAAAAAAGUGUUUUAAAAAAAAGGAAAAAAAUGGCGACACCUCCAGAUUCGCCGGGAGCAGAAGACGCACUUUUCGAGUUUGAAAAUCCACGACCACGACACCAAAACACAAGGCCUGUUGCCCUCGAAGAGCUCUUGAGGCAAACAAAAUUUUCCCGACAGGAAAUCCGUGUUAUGUAUCGCGGAUUUAAACAGGAGUGCCCAGAAGGAGUGGUUCAUGAGGAUUCGUUUAAGGACAUCUAUGCCAAGUUUUUUCCACAUGGAAACUCCAGCUUCUACGCCCAUUACGUGUUCAAAGCUUUUGACGUAAACUGCAAUGGCGCCAUCAGUUUUAGGGACCUUCUAGUAACACUUUCGACACUUCUGAGAGGAAGUGUUUAUGAGAAAUUAAGAUGGACUUUUAAAUUGUACGAUAUCAAUGGAGAUGGUUGUAUAACGAGGAGUGAACUCGGUGAAUUAGUGAAUGCAAUUCACGAAUUAAUGGGCAGAAGACAUCAUCAACUUGCCGAAGAUGAAAAAAGAGCGAGGGAUCAAUUGGAUCGAGUUUUCCGGAAGUUGGACCUAAACCAAGACGGAAUUAUAACCAUCGAGGAAUUUAUUGAAAGCUGCCUCAAAGACGAUGUGAUUACACGAUCGUUGACGAUGUUCGACUCUGAACUUUGAUCUCCGCCUAAAAUCAUACCUUCAGAAAAAGAAGAAGAAGAAAAAAUAAUGCCCACGAUUAAUUCAACAAUCAAUGGUAACGAUUCAUCGA
Messenger RNA from Leptopilina heterotoma, 1664 nucleotides. RefSeq names its product Kv channel-interacting protein 1. Lineage: Eukaryota; Metazoa; Arthropoda; Insecta; Hymenoptera; Figitidae. The transcript is spliced from 5 exons. The coding region runs from base 941 to 1573 and encodes 210 amino acids. Gene Ontology annotation, molecular function: calcium ion binding. The record is from RefSeq and is a predicted model, not a curated record.